AAUGUUUUGACCUAUUGUAUCUUACUUAAAGGUGCUUAUGCGCCUGCGUUUGAGAUACCUGUUUGGUGCCUUUUUAGCAUUUUGGGCAAUUUCGAUAAUUAUCUACGUGCACAAAAUUAGCCUGGAGAAACCUGAGAAUUACGAAGCUGACUUAUUACUAACACUUGAGACGAAUUUAUGCUCAAAGACUAAAGAUUUCAACUUCACCUCAUCUCUUGGCAAUAAUUUGGAAAAUUUGAAGCGAUUUUCUUACUUAGUUAAACAGAGAACAGAUGAACUGCUUCUUUCAAGUGAUGCAAAAGAUAAAAAUGGGAUUGCCCUGAAGCUCCUAAAUUCUGUGUUUGAUUUCGUGGCGGUUGAAUCUGGGAAGUACCCGCAAUUAAAUCGUCCAUCGCAUUCCCAUGAGUUGUUAGAGUCUUCCGUUUCGAUCCAGCGACGAUUAUAUUAUCUGCAGUAUCCAGUUAAUUGCCGGAAUGCCGCCAAAAUCAAUUGCAAUGUGUUCAAAAAUUGUGGAAUCGGUUGCCAGAUUCACCACCUUGUAUACUGUCUAUCAGUCAGUUUCGCUCUCAAUCGGACUCUUGUCUUUGAAAACAAUCAACAGCAAUCGGAAACCUUGAUAAACUGGGGUGACUUUUUCCUUCCGUUCUCUAGCUGCUCUACUAAAGACUACAAACAUGCGCCUUUACAAUGGUCUCUGGCAACCAAAGACAUAUCUGUCAUAGACUUGCCACUGGUAGAAGUUUUGAACCCGAGGCCGAGUUAUUUACCCUUAGCAAUACCUGAAAGUGUUCACGACAAUAUCAAAUGUUGUCACGCAAAACCAUCUGUAUGGUGGAUCGGACAGUUAGUAUCCUUCAUAAUGCGGCCGAAUAGACGUUUACAAAAACGGAUAAAGUUGACUGAAGAAAAGCACAAAUUUAAAAAUAAAAUGUACAUGGCGUGUCAUAUAAGGAGAACUGACAAAGUAGGCACAGAGGCGAAGUUGCAUCAUGUGUAUGAAUAUAACCAAGCACUUUUCGAGGCCCAUAAAAUGUUGAAAAGUAGUAAAGGGUUCCGAAAUAUUUCGAAGACCGUUUUUGUUGCUACGGAUACGUUUGACACAGUUCAAGAAUUCCGAACAGACUUCAAAUUUUUUGAUAUUGUUGCGGACGAAGAAAGCAUAGAUUCAGCUGCAGUUAUGAAACGAAAAGCUAAAACUUCUAUUUUCAAAGCUAUUGUCGAUAUUUUUAUACUGUCUAAAUCGCAAUAUAUAGUGUGCACGUUUUCAUCCCAAUUUUGUCGGCUGGCGUACGAGUUGAUGCAAAGUAGAGAGACUAUGGAUAUGUCUUGGAGAGUUGAAUCUCUUGAUGAUUUGUACUAUUUUGGGGGCCAAAAUGAACAUUUUUGGGAGGCCAUUGCAAACCAUACCUCAAAAGGCGUGAACGAAAUGUCUCUGAGAAUAGACGACAAGGUGAAAGUAUCCGGUGACUUGAGGAAUGGCUUCAUGGUCGGAACUAACCUGCGCACGAAGCGAGAAGGGUUGUUUCCUGCUUAUAAAGUGGAAGAAAGAUUCGAAACUUAUAAAGAUAUACUCAGAUAGUAAGUUGAACGUUAAUCGAAUGGGUUUUAAGAUCUCAGUUUGUUUAAGACAAUCUUUUCUUUUACGCCUAAGUCACGUUCUUGUUGUUGGUCCAAUUGAGAUUUUGAUAGCCAUCCGUUUAACUUUUGGCGAUAUUAGAUAACUUAGUAAUUUAUAGCACAGUUCCGCUGUUUUUAAAUUCAUUUGUAGAUAGAACAUUUAAACCUUCGUGUGUAUAUCAUGUUAUUUUUAAAGUUGUA
Messenger RNA from Symsagittifera roscoffensis, 1818 nucleotides. Its product is annotated as alpha-(1,6)-fucosyltransferase-like. Gene Ontology annotation, molecular function: protein binding; alpha-(1->6)-fucosyltransferase activity. Lineage: Eukaryota; Metazoa; Xenacoelomorpha; Acoela; Convolutidae. Gene Ontology annotation, biological process: protein N-linked glycosylation. The transcript is spliced from 2 exons. The coding region runs from base 38 to 1579 and encodes 513 amino acids. The record is from RefSeq and is a predicted model, not a curated record.